Arabis nemorensis is the source of this 417-nucleotide messenger RNA. The record is from the annotation of a GenBank genome assembly. NCBI's taxonomy places the organism in Eukaryota, Viridiplantae, Streptophyta, Magnoliopsida, Brassicales, Brassicaceae.
AUGGAUCUUGUACCAAUUGCUGUUUUCCAUUAUUUUCACAAGCCCACAGGUUCCUAUCGUGGAUUUUUACUUGCGUGCUACGAUGUUGAGAAAAAGGAAUUCCAGAGCGUUUGUACAGUACUAGCUACUGCUGGAUUUUCUGAAGCCUUGCUUGAAGAGCGGUCUACGAGUCUUCGCUCUAAAGUGAUUAGUAUUCCACAAGUCUGGGAAGUGAAAGCAAUACACAUGAGGAUAUGCCCUUUUCAACGUGCAGCUAUCGGAAUUGUCGACCCUGAUAAGGGAAUCUGUCUCGAUUUACCUCGUUUAGUCCGUGUACGGGCAGACAAGAAGCCAGAGGAAGCAACAUCAUCUGUCAAGGUUGUUGAGAUGUUCAACCGCAUAAACAGAAGCAAUGAAGCCAGAGGCGCGGAUGAUUGA